AUGUGGCUUCUCCCCAGCUUUAGGGCCGCCCUCGCCUGGGCUCUCCUCGGCGUGCUGCUGGGGAUGGAGUUAAGCCUGCAGGAAAGUUUACUGUUAAAAUCCUUGGGUUUGAGUGCCAAGCCCAGCCCCAAAACCUCCAUUCCUGUGCCGUCUGUGCUCUGGCGGAUCUUCCAGAAGAGAAAGACACUGCCUUCUACAAACAAAGACCUGGCGGAUGCCUGUAGGGUGGAGGAAUUUAAUGUCCCUGGGAACAUCAUCCGUGUCUUGGCUGACCAAGGCCAGUUCAUUCACAACGGGCAGCCCCAGAGGCUGCUGUGUCUGCAGAAGCGUCUGUACUUUAACCUCUCCGUGCUGGAGGAGGGCGAGCGCUUGACGAUGGCACAGCUGGAGAUCAAGUUCAGCCACAACUCCUACCACACCUCCAGCCAGGGGCAGUUUUUCGAGCUGAGGCUCUACCAAGCCUCCCAGAUGUCUCUCCGGGGGAUGUCCUCCCACGAGCGCGGCCGAAAGCUGCUGGUGGAGCAGUCCUUCGCCCAGCUGCACAAGUCUCUCCUCUUCAACCUGAGCGGCACGUCAGCCCUGGCGAGGGGAGGGCGGCAGGACCUCUGCGCCAGCAUCGACGCCUUCUUGGACACCUCUCUGCUGGUGGUGACCCUCAGCCAGCAGCAGUGUAAGGCUUCCAGGAGGAAGAGAAGUGCUCACUACGUCCCCAUGACGCCAAGCAACCUCUGCAAGCCCCGGCGGCUUUACAUCAGCUUCAGCGACGUCGGCUGGGAGAACUGGAUCAUCGCCCCGCAGGGCUACAUGGCUAAUUACUGCCUGGGCGAGUGUCCCUUUCCCCUGACGGCCGAGCUCAACAGCACCAACCACGCCAUCCUCCAAACCAUGGUGCACUCGCUGGACCCGGAGGGGACCCCCCAGCCCUGCUGCGUCCCCGUCAGGCUCUCCCCCAUCUCCAUCCUCUACUACGAUAACAACGACAACGUGGUGCUGAGGCACUACGAGGACAUGGUGGUGGAUGAGUGUGGCUGCAGAUAG
Messenger RNA from Charadrius vociferus (killdeer), 1038 nucleotides. RefSeq names its product growth differentiation factor 1 (gene GDF1). The transcript is spliced from 3 exons. Bases 1 to 1038 code for a protein of 345 amino acids. Gene Ontology annotation, cellular component: extracellular region. Lineage: Eukaryota; Metazoa; Chordata; Aves; Charadriiformes; Charadriidae. Gene Ontology annotation, molecular function: growth factor activity; cytokine activity. The record is from RefSeq and is a predicted model, not a curated record. Gene Ontology annotation, biological process: SMAD protein signal transduction; BMP signaling pathway.